Messenger RNA from Onychostoma macrolepis, 2268 nucleotides. RefSeq names its product ST8 alpha-N-acetyl-neuraminide alpha-2,8-sialyltransferase 4 (gene st8sia4). The transcript has 5 exons. Gene Ontology annotation, molecular function: alpha-N-acetylneuraminate alpha-2,8-sialyltransferase activity. Lineage: Eukaryota; Metazoa; Chordata; Actinopteri; Cypriniformes; Cyprinidae. Gene Ontology annotation, biological process: N-glycan processing; oligosaccharide metabolic process. The record is from RefSeq and is a predicted model, not a curated record. The coding region runs from base 8 to 1150 and encodes 380 amino acids.
AUGGGUAAUGUGCGCUACAGGAGAGCACGCUUUCUUCUCAUCUCCACACACUUUCGCAAGAUUCGUGUGUGAAAUGCGGCUUACACGGAAACGGUGGACUAUCUGCACCAUAAGCAUCCUGCUGAUAUUCUACAAAACGACAGAAAUGGGCAGAAAUGAAGUGCAUCAGAAAACAGGAUUGACAGGGAGGUCUGAGCUCAGUUCUACUAGACUGAUGGUCAACGGCUCCGAGAAACUGUUGGGCUUUAGUUUAAGUGAUCUGAGUGACAUGGGAGUGGGAUGGAAGAUUAAUGCCACCCUUGUGACCAUCAUAAGGAAGGACGUACUUCGCUUCUUGGAUGCGGAGAGAGAUGUGUCUGUUAUCAAGAGCAGUUUCAAACCGGGCGAUACCAUCCACUAUGUUCUGGACCGGCGCAGGACAUUCAAUGUUUCUCAGACUCUACACAGUUUACUUCCCGAAGUCUCUCCACUAAAGAACAAGACGUUCAAGACCUGUGCUGUGGUGGGGAACUCAGGCGUUCUCCUGAAGAGCGGAUGUGGGAAGGAGAUAGACAGCCAUGGUUUCGUUAUACGAUGUAACCUCGCUCCUGUGGAGGAUUUUGCAGAUGAUGUGGGUUUGAGGUCAGACUUCACCACUAUGAACCCCUCCGUGAUCCCACGGGUGUACGGGGGUCUGAGGGACGAACAACAGCGGGAGCGAUUCAUCCGCCGUUUACAGCAGCUAAACGACAGCGUGCUCUGGAUCCCUGCCUUUAUGGUGAAGGGUGGAGAGAGGCACGUGGAAAUCGUGAACCAGCUCAUUCUUAAACACAAACUCAAAGUGCACACAGCGUAUCCUUCACUCCGACUGAUCCACGCCGUACGAGGGUACUGGCUCACAAAUAAGAUAAAUAUCAAACGACCCUCUACUGGAUUACUGAUGUACACAAUGGCUACGCGCUUCUGCGAUGAAAUCUACUUGUAUGGAUUCUGGCCUUUCCCCAAAGAUGGCAACGGAAAUCCUGUUAAAUAUCAUUACUAUGAUGGACUGAGAUAUCGUUAUUUUUCCAAUGCGGGUCCUCACCGGAUGCCGCUGGAGUUCAAAACGCUGAAGAGACUGCACAGUAAGGGUGCGCUCAAACUGACCAUGUCUAAAUGCACAUACCCUUGACUCAUGAACGGACGGACACUCGGAACUCAAGUGAAAACUGAGAGGUCAAACUAAAAUGUGUUUUCAGCUUUGGAGAAUGAGUGUGCCUUCAACUGCAAACUGUCAGUGCAAUGAAGUGCAAUGCUUUACACACUGAACAAGCUACUGUUGUUUCCAAACGACAAAUGAAACAGUCCUGCUUAGUGUGUAGAUAUUACAAUGUUGGUAAGCGAUCUUGUCUGAAAAUGUCUUACACAAAAGUUGCCAAAGAUACUGUAUUUUUGGUAUAUAAACACAUAAUUAUUUUUUGAUUCACACAAUUCAGAGACUCCCAACCUGGUCACACGUGUCCAAACAGCUACUUAAGCAGGUUUUUUGCAGUUCCCUUUUAAGGGCCAAAAAAAACAUGUGUUUAUGAAUGAAUUUGCGUUGAAUUCCACUCAUAGCAUAUUGCAACUUGGUGAGUCUGAUUUCACCCACAGUAUCCACUUUUUAAUUGACUGGAAAAGUGUAAAUGAUUUUCUAUUAAUGUGAAAUAAAAGGAACACGUGUCUGGUUUGUUGUCAAUGAACAUAAUGGUUACACCUAAAAAAGGGAAACACUGGUAUAUAUCAGUCUCAGAUUACUGAAUGUAUUACAUGUAUGUUGUCAAAGUCAUUUAGACCGAUCUGUCUUAAUCAAAUGUACUGCUGUAUGUCAGAAUGUGUUAGCAUGCCUGGAACAGAUGACUUGAAUCUAAUAACACCUCGCAUUAUUUAUGUGGCAUUACAUUGUGUGUAAAGUAAAAACAUUCUGAGCAGAUUAUUGAUGCAGAAAUGUAAAUGUAUAAUGUAUGUAUGUUGAAGACAUGCAAUGCCUUAGAGUAUUCAUUUACAGUUUUGUUUUUCUACUUAAGUGCAUUCUUUUAUUUAUAUUGUAAUGUAUUUUGUAUUUUAAACAGAUGUUAAAUGCGUUUUUAAGCAUUUCUGUGUGUUUUUAAAUUUGAUAGAAAUUUGUCUCGCUGUAUUAAUUUGUUUUGAUAGCUUUAAAGUUGAUUUGAGUUUUUAAUGCCAAAAGCAAAAAUCAACUUCAUCUCCUGAAUCUGUGAUUAUGUUGACAUUUCUGAUUUCUUGACCAGAAGACCACUGUGGCAUGACAUG